AUGGAAAAAAAUAAUUAUAUUCAUGAUGCCAAAUCUGCUUAUGAAGCUUCUAUACGACUGGCACAUUUAGGUAAAUCAAAUUAUCCACCUAUUAGAACAUUUCAAAAUAAGAUAAAUAGUACAAAUAAUAUAUAUGAUGAUUUUAAAAUUGCUCAAAAAAUUCCUAAAUCAACUCAUUUAACAAUACGUGAUUUAACAUGGGAACAAAAAGAACGUGUACUAUCAAUUUUAUUUGAAAAAAUGAAUCAAUCCAAAAUGAAAUUAAAUAAUAAAAUAAAUUCUGAAAAAUCAUCGGGAAAAAAUAUUUUCCUUAAUAAUGAAUAUGGAAUCAAUCAAUUAAAUGAAAUGGAUCCCAAAUCAAUUCUAUUCACAUCAAUGAAUGAUCAUGAAAAUGAUUAUGGUGGUGGACAAGAUAAAGGGGAAAUGGACGAUAUUAAUAAUAAUAAUAAUAAUAAUAAUAAUAAUAAUAAUGGUAACAAUAAUGAUAAUAGUAAUGAAGAAGAUAAUAACAAGACAGUAAUGAAUAAAUCUAAGGAAUUAACAAAAAAACUUUAUGAAAAAUUAAUAAAAUUUUCAAAUCAUAAAAAAGAUCAAAAUAAUUUAAUGAAUCAAUUUGAUAAUGAUCAUGAACUUAUUCAAAGAAAUAUUGAUUUUAUAAUGGUUGAUCAAAUUAAUCAAACUAAAGUACCAUAUCCAUCACCUCAAUAA
Messenger RNA from Schistosoma rodhaini, 708 nucleotides. NCBI's taxonomy places the organism in Eukaryota, Metazoa, Platyhelminthes, Trematoda, Strigeidida, Schistosomatidae. The record is from the annotation of a GenBank genome assembly.